AUGCACAAAAAAGUUUCUCUUUCACGCGAAAGCGAGUGGCUGCUGUUCGCCUGCAAAGAGGGCCAGAAGCUCUACUGUUUGCUGCAGGAAAUUGUGCUGGGCGCUGCCUGCUUGGACACUGAGCAGGCCAGCCAGACGCUCGCCUUUGGCCUCUCCAGAAUGCGCGCGCUGUACCCCAGAGCAAGCGCCGUGCUGGAGCCGGCGCCGCUGCUUCUUCUGCUUGCUGGCCUGCGAGAAAAAGAGUGCAGCGAGCUGGAAAUCCCGCUGUAUAAGUACAUCUGCGAGAUUGGAAAAAACGAGCGGCCCGAAGUAUACAAGUCUCUGUGCUUUAGGCGGAGAAAGCUCCCGCACGAGGGAUGGGUGUUUUAUGCCGUGAAGGACAUAGCGGGAGACCGGGGCAAGCAGGCAAAGCAAGCAGAUAAAGAACUGAGAGCCGCGCUAUGGGAAGACAUCAAGGCGUUUGGCCCACACUGGAACGCCUUGCACGGGUAUGCCUUUGCCCGCUCCUAG
Messenger RNA from Nematocida major, 510 nucleotides. RefSeq lists its product as uncharacterized. NCBI's taxonomy places the organism in Eukaryota, Fungi, Microsporidia. Bases 1 to 510 code for a protein of 169 amino acids. The record is from RefSeq and is a predicted model, not a curated record. The transcript has a single exon.